AUGGGCAGGACGAAACAGGCCCGACAGCCUGAGCGAAAGAGUGAAGAGCGAACGCCCUGUCAGGAUGACAAGUCUGAAACCCAAAAUCGUGUCUACGGCCCCGGUAACUACUUCUUAUCACGGGAAGAAUACUACGAUGUGCUGGCACAAUGCAAUUUGAUGGAGGAGAAUGCAUGCUCCCAGCGAUGCAUCCUCGAUCUCGUCAGUGCACGGUUCAACCAUCUGGACUGCACCAUUCGCACAUGGACUCACGCAUGGACACGUCGUGAAUCGAUGUCGCACCUUCAAUCAGACGAAAAGCAGGACAUCAUCAAUAGUCUUGAUGGUUACUGUGUCCAGGAAGACUGGGACAGUAUCCACCCUCUCCUUCCACCGGGAACCCGCGCGAAUAUGGGCCCGGUCUUAGGCGCUACAAUGCUUUACCAAUUCAUCUUCUCUAAACUCAUCGACUCUCCUUUUUGGUUCUUAGAUGGAAAGAUAAGCCCCACAGAUGUUGAUGGUGACCCGCAGUUUCACCUUCGUCUUCAAUAUUUGUACGAGAGAAUCCGGGAAGCUUCUGUCUACAAGGCAGCCUGGUGGAAAUCAGUCACUAUCGGCGAGUGCAAUGCCCGCAGCGCCUUCGAUAACAAUCCUGCCAAUACAGGGCUGGCACAGGGUACCGCGGUUCAACGUAAAGCAACGGUGGAAUCAUUGACUGAUGAGCUGCUUGGAUGCCGGGUUUUUCAACUUCUUCUUCGUCCAUUGGAGUAUAAAAAGGAUGUAUCUCUUCGUCAUGAACAGCUUCACCGAAUCCUCCACGACGCUGUUAAUACGAUUCUCUACACUGAGGGAGGGAUGUUCGGCAAUACUACAAUAGAACGGCUUCCGGAUCUUCCUGUCUUCGUCCACGAGUCAGACAGAAUGACAUCCCAUAUGCAUCACUUCACCAGCCCUCAGAAUACUCCGAGUUUUGCGGCUUUAGAUGGGGGUCGGACCCUGAUAGUUACUCGCCCGGGCCUCGUUUACUCACAGAUGCAAGCUCUGGGUCACGGUCGUAUCUUCCCUCCUGAGCGAGUGGUCAAGGCGGAGGUGUUAGCGGAAGUGAAAAGGCCAACGAAGGAGAGGGUGUCUCGGAAAGGGUCAACAUCCGGUGUUACGAAACCGACAAAAGGGAGAAGGGCCCAAAGAGCAAAGAAGCUCAGCGCCAGUCCCAGUGCAGCUGAUGCCAAAGAUAACAGCGGGGAACAUGGAGAAGACAGGGAGGAAAGCGUACCUCUUGGGAAGCAGAUGCCGCCGCGGAGGAAGACAUUCUGGCGUCAGUGA
This is a messenger RNA of Aspergillus neoniger CBS 115656, 1302 nucleotides long. RefSeq lists its product as uncharacterized. Lineage: Eukaryota; Fungi; Ascomycota; Eurotiomycetes; Eurotiales; Aspergillaceae. The coding region runs from base 1 to 1302 and encodes 433 amino acids. The record is from RefSeq and is a predicted model, not a curated record. The transcript has a single exon.